UUGGCCAUCCCAAGUAUCAACAAUCCAAAAGAAUUGCAAUCUUCCUAAGUAUGCCAGAUGAAAUCCAGACAGAAGAAAUCAUUAAGGACAUUUUUAAGCAAGGCAAAGAGUGUUUCAUCCCACGUUACAAGCCUCACAGCAAUCACAUGGACAUGCUGAAGUUAUCAUCAGCUGAAGACAUUUCAUCACUCACUUUGACAUCCUGGAAUAUUCUUCAGCCUAGUGAUGAUGACAGUGCACGAGAGGAAGCUCUUGCUGGUGGAGGUCUUGACCUUAUCUUUAUGCCAGGCCUUGGGUUUGACAAAAAAGGCAACAGACUGGGAAGAGGGAAAGGAUAUUAUGACACCUACCUUGAAAGAUGUAUGAAACAUCCCAGCGGAAAGCCUUACACGAUUGCCUUGGCUUUUCGGGAGCAGAUUUGUGAAUCAGUGCCUGUGGCAGAAAAUGACGUCCAAGUAGAUGAAAUCCUUUAUGAAGAUUGUUGAAUGUAUCUUGAUUUCAACCCACUUCCAGAGUGACCAACCAAAGACAUCAGAUCCAUCAGUCAUGACUUCUUAAUAGUCAUAUAGGUGACUUCGGGAACAAGAAAUACACUAUUGAACAAAAGAAAAACAAAAGAACAUUGUAAAUGUGGUAAUAGUAGUGAGGAUUGCGUUGAUUUGCUUCUAAUUAUCAAGUAUCU
This is a messenger RNA of Nestor notabilis (Kea), 682 nucleotides long. RefSeq names its product 5,10-methenyltetrahydrofolate synthetase (5-formyltetrahydrofolate cyclo-ligase) (gene MTHFS). Gene Ontology annotation, molecular function: 5-formyltetrahydrofolate cyclo-ligase activity. The transcript is spliced from 2 exons. NCBI's taxonomy places the organism in Eukaryota, Metazoa, Chordata, Aves, Psittaciformes, Psittacidae. Gene Ontology annotation, cellular component: mitochondrion. The record is from RefSeq and is a predicted model, not a curated record. Gene Ontology annotation, biological process: tetrahydrofolate interconversion; folic acid-containing compound biosynthetic process. Bases 51 to 485 code for a protein of 144 amino acids.